This is a messenger RNA of Hermetia illucens (black soldier fly), 571 nucleotides long. Its product is annotated as enhancer of split M1 protein-like. The coding region runs from base 209 to 472 and encodes 87 amino acids. Gene Ontology annotation, molecular function: protein binding. The transcript is spliced from 2 exons. The record is from RefSeq and is a predicted model, not a curated record. Lineage: Eukaryota; Metazoa; Arthropoda; Insecta; Diptera; Stratiomyidae.
ACAUCUGCUCCCUUAAUAAUUAUUUAUAAUUGAGCAAUCACAUAGGGUUUGUGUUGAAGAAGUGUAGCAGAGGCAUGCUUUCGAAUAACACCAGAUUUCCCGAUACUGGUCAAGCUGGUAUAAAUACAGUUGAAAUGAAGCAGGUUUUUAGUCUCCAACAAUAUUGCAAUUCGUGACUUCGAUCAGGGAUUUAGAUCAAAAGGCAACAAUGACAACGCAUUCCCUUUUACUGUUACUAAUUCUACCAGUGGUUUUCAGUGAAAACAUUUUAGAAAAGUCGACGAAAGCAACUUGCCCACAAAUUUGCCCAUGCGUAUAUAGCCCAGCGUGUUUUAUAGAUGGCCUGGAGUUAAGAACAGUUAAAAGCAAGUGUGUAGCACUUGCAAGCAACUGUUUGCAUUAUUCGGGUAAGUUUACAACUUUCUCAGCUGCCCUGACUCCAUCAAGGUUAGUUACUGGAAAGUUUAUUUAAUAUAAAGACAGCCCUGGAAAAUUGAAUAAGCACUAAUGGAUUCUUGUUCAUCUUUUCGGUAUAAUAUUUUGGUCUGACGGACCAUGUAAACUUUUUCUC